Molecule: messenger RNA, 1319 nt
Organism: Raphanus sativus (radish)
Lineage: Eukaryota; Viridiplantae; Streptophyta; Magnoliopsida; Brassicales; Brassicaceae
Product: auxin-responsive protein IAA26
Exons: 5
Coding region: 310-1089 (259 amino acids)
Biological process (GO): regulation of DNA-templated transcription
Cellular component (GO): nucleus
Molecular function (GO): protein binding
Source: RefSeq, a predicted model, not a curated record
GCCAAACAAAGCUUUGAUUUGUGUAUAAAAUCCCACCACUUGUCUUACCAUACCGUCAUUACAUCUUUCUCUCUCUCUCUCGCUCUCAGUUUUGUGAGAUUAUUUCCUUUUAGGGCAUUCUAGGAUUUUUUCCCUUUAAAGGUCUCUUAGGGUUUGGUGAAUCUCUGUCUUACGUCUCCCCUUAUAAGGAAGCUUUACUACGUUUUGAUGACUAUAAAUCUUUGAACUUUUUGAAGUAAAUUAUCAGCUCUUCAAGUUUAGGCUUUUGUCGGAUUUUAAUCUCUUUGUAACCAAAACCAAAAAAAAUCAAUGGAGGGUUGUCCAAGAAACAUCUGUCCUAAACUCCUUGAUUUGAUUCCUCAAGGAAGAGAAUGGUACCAUGAAGAAAAUAACAACACAGAUCAGGAAAAGAAACUUGAGCUAAGGCUUGGACCACCCGGUGGUUAUGAAGAAGAUCGUUCAGCCAAGAAGAACACAGAGACAAGAAACAACAACAUCAUGAAGGAACAAACAGAAAUCUCCAGUCCCAGCAAAAACCAUCUCUCUCCAUGCAACAAAGCUAAUGUUUCUCACAUCUCUCAGAAAAGAACCGCUCCUGGUCCAGUGGUGGGUUGGCCACCGGUUCGUUCUUUCAGAAAGAAUCUAGCGAGCACAAGCUCUUCAAAGCUCGGAAACGAAUCCUCACACGUAAGUCACAUCAACAAGAAUGGUGAUGGUGUGACCCAAGUUGAACCUAAGAGGGAAGGAAUGUUUGUAAAGAUCAACAUGGAUAGUGUUCCAAUUGGUAGAAAAAUCGAUCUCAAUGCUUACAAUAGCUACGAACAGCUCUCUUUUGCCGUAGACAAACUCUUCAGAGGUCUACUCGCAGCUCAAAGGGAUACCUCUAGUGGUGAAAGAGAAGAGAAACCCAUCAUCGGUUUACUGGAUGGUAAAGGAGAAUUUACUUUAACUUAUGAAGACAAUGAAGGGGACAAGAUGCUUGUUGGGGAUGUUCCUUGGCAAAUGUUCAUUUCAUCUGUGAAGAGACUGCGUGUGAUUAAAAGCUCUGAGAUUUCAUCUGCUUUGAGAUUUGGAUGCAGGAGAAGAUGAGGAACUAAAGAGUGGGUUAUAUAAAAUUACAUGAGUCAGAGGGUCUCACAGAUUUUAGUUGUACAUCUGCUUUUUGUUAUAUAUAAGAGAUAACCAUUGGUUGUAUCCAGAGAGACAUUUCAUAUGAUAUCUUCCAUGUCUCUACUCAACUAUGAGACUACAGAAACGAUCUGUGUCUAAAAACAUUUGAUUCACAAAAUGCUUUAAGGAAGAUACUUAGAAAAUAAUUA